CCUGACGUACGGGACACAAGUUUGACAGCGAAAAAAUUCAUUGAUUUUUUCGGAAACCAAAAGUGUCCCCAGGAACGAACAAACGACUGCGACGACGACGACGACGCAAACAAAUUUGCGAAAAAAAGUUCCACUUUCACGGCCAACGGUGAAGUGCGCUGCGGUUCCGGGGAGUUCCCACCAUCACCCCACUCCCGGCACUCUGUUUGAGGCUGGCAAACAGUGGUAGCCCCAACAAAGAAAGCCCCUGUUCGUUCCGUGGCCGGCGGUGGUAGAGAUAGGCCAGGCCAAGGCGCAACUUGCAAACUUCUUCCACCUGCGGCCGACACUGCUGUGGACUGCCGCUGCUGCCCCCUCCGUGUAUCAGUAUUCGUGUGUGUGUGUGUGUGCGUCUGUUCCAUUGUGAAUCCUUUCUGUCCCCUGCCCGUUGCUAAACCGAUGCUCCCUCGUGUACAAUGAUCGAUAAGUUGCGACCGAAGGCGACCUUCCUUGUUGAGACACAAACACUAGCCGCAGCAGCAGAAGCAGCAGCAGUAGCGAAAAUGUGUGUGUUGAAGAGAUGAAGUGUUUGCCCGGUAGCAGCAACAGCCAAGCACGGCCUGCACGGGUUGUCGGUGGGGGUAGGGGAGGAAACGACGGGAGCGUACGGAUGUCCAGUGUGUUGGCGCUGGAUCCGCACGGACGACGAUUGCAUUUCACUGGACGAAUUUGGUCGCCCGGGCGGCGGGGGCAAGAUUUCGCUUCGACCGCCGCAGCAGCAGCAGCAGCAACAACCCGCUGACGGCGAUGAUGAUGGCCAACAAUAAUUCCAGUGAUGUGAAAACUGCACCGGGUGACGGUGGUGGUGGUGGUGAUGAUGGAGGAGGAGGUGGUGGCGGUGGUGGUGGCCCUGGCGGUGGCGGCAGUGGUGGUAGUGACAGUGCCGGGGGAGACAACAGUGAGGUGAAUAUCCGGCGCGGGCUGGAUGUGAUACAGAGCAUGAUCGAUAUAUCGGCGGAUCGGCUCGAGGGCUUGCGGACGCAGUGCGCGACGAGCGCUGAGCUGACCCAGCAGGAAAUCCGCACGCUCGAGACGAAGCUGGUGAAGCUAUUUUCCGAUCUGUUGAUUACGAAAUCGAAGCUUCCGGAGCGGCUGCCCGCCCAGGGCCUUCCCGCCACCGGGAACGAACUCAAGCAAUGGCUCAGAGUUGUUGGUCUGAGCUGUGCAUCACUUAAUGCUGUGAUACAACAGGUCAGCACGCUGGAGGGACUGCUGGAGAAGGACGAGAAGGAGCUGCGGACAAUCAUGGGCAACAACGUGUACGUCCGGGAGGAGGAAAUGAAGCGGCUGACGCGCGCCUGCGGCAACCUGCGGCGGUGCCGAGAGCAUCUCGAACUUCCCGCCACCGACGGUAGCGUGAGCCGCAAGGGCACCGAACCGCACGAUCUCUUUUGGGACUCCUGGGACCGCCAGCCGGCCUGCCACCGGACGUCGCCGCGCGUGAACCGCUCGCUGGGCAAGUGCAGCAAGCAGAGUGCCGUCGCUCUCGCCGCUGCCGCCGCCUCAAGCUAUCACCACAGUUCGCAGCAGCGCCACAGCAAUGGACCGGGGAUGCCGGGCGAAGCGAUGGGCUCCACCAGCAACACCAGCCCACAGACGGACGAUGGCGGCGGCUCACUAUCGCUCGCCACAACCCAGCACGUGGAGGGCGCGGCGCUGCUAAACCCACAACACGCCAUCUCGCCCGACGAAGCCUCGACCAGCGGCUGUACUCCCUCGCCAUCGCCACCGAACUCACCCUCCAACGUGCAGCUGCACAACAGGCAGAAUCGACGAGGCUUUCCCACGACACCGCCGCCGAGGAAGAAACACCAGACGGCGCUGCUCUCCUUCGCUUCCGGUGGGGGCGGUGGCGCCUCCUCGUCCGCUUCCUCCGUCUGCUCCCCGGCAACGGCGACGGUUUCAUCGACUGUGGCCAGCACGAACAGCACCACCGUGACGGCAAGUUCGGGCGCCAGUUCCGGCACGGCCGGAGGAUCGGCGACCGACGCGAACACGGCGCUGACAAAGUCAAAGUCCCACGAAUCGCAGUUCGGCAACGGCCAGGGGCAGGGCAAUGGACUGGCGGGCAACAGUGUGGCCAGUGGACCGAACAACAACAACAACAGCAGCCACGCGAACAACAACAAUAGCAUUAACCACAUCAACAACAACAUUCCAUCGACGGUGGUGUCGCUUGGCGAGAGUUCACUGACCACCACCACCAGUGCGGGCAUGCUGAUCGGCAGUGGCGGUGGCUCCGGCACUAACAACGGAGGUACCUUCGUGUCCCAGCAGCAGCAACGGUUGAUGGGCAAUGGGAGCGCGAACCGCAUGGGGACGUUUCCUCGCAGUCGGCUCCACACGGAGCCAACGCUGACCGGCAGCAGUGGUGGUGGUGGUGGUGGUGGCGGUGGAACCAGCAACGUCCUCAGCACCGGUGGUGACCACCAUCACCACCAUCAUCACCAGCAGCAGCAGCAUCAUCAUCACCAUCAGCCACCCCAGUACCAUCAUCACCAUUACCAUCAUCACCUGCAGCAGCAGCAGCAGCAACAGCAGGGAGGAGGCUCAGCGACCAGCGCCGGCAUGCUGUCGGAAACGGGCGGCGAGUACGGCGGUGAUCCGGGCGUGCCGCCGCACCCGACCGGCUACUCGGCCGUCCCUCCCAAGUCGCCCUGCACGCCCAUCAUCACGCGCGGCAUGGGCCACAUGAUACAGCAUCGGUUUACGAAGAAGUUCAAGGUCACCAAGAGCACCUGCGACCUGUGCAACAAGCAGAUGUUCUUCGGCUUCAAGUGUACCGAGUGCAAGUACCGCUGCCACAAGGACUGCAAGUCGAACGUGCCGCCGUCGUGCGGGCUGCCGCAGGAGUUUGUGGACGAGUUCAAGAAGUCGCUCCAGUCGGACACGCUGCUACCGACGAGCGUUUCGCCCAACAUUGGCCGCGGAGGCGGCUCGGCUGGCGGUGGAGGCGGCGGCGGCGGCAUCAUGUACGGUGGGGGUCGCGGUGACGCUGGCAAGCUGAGUGGAGGCAUUGGUCGGGGUCCGAUGCAUGCCAUCCAUGCGUGCGGCGGCGGCCCGGACAGCAGUUCGGCCGGCUCCAGCUGCAACAGCUCGUCUCCCUCCAGCCCGGCGCUGCUUUCGUUGCCACCGCAAACACCCGCCACAUCCAAGUACUCGCAGUUCAACUUCCCCGAGGUGUCGAACAGCAUCGGCGGCAGCGGUGGAGGCGGCAAUGGCGGUUCGCUGAUGAUGAUGAACUACGCCAGCUCGAUGGGCGGCGGUAGCAGCAGUGGCGGAAUAACGAUCGAAACGCACCCGAUCGGGGGUGGGACGGGUGGUGCGGGCGGACUGGGCGGAAGCCUCGGCAGCAGCGGCGUCUACACGAUGGACACGAGCGUCGAGAUACCGAAGCUGCAGUUCUCGGACGAUCAUAGCGUGCCGGGCGGAGGCGAGGACAAGACCGGUUCGGCCAGCGCGACCAGCACCGACUCGUCGUCCGACCGCACCCCGAUACGGCUCGACUCGACCGAGGAGCGUGACCACGAGAGCAGCUGGCCGCGGCAGAACUCGCUCUCGCUGAAGGAGUGGGACAUCCCGUACGACGAUCUGCACCUGAAGGAGAAGAUCGGCAACGGGCGCUUCGGCACCGUGCAUCGGGCGCUCUGGCACGGUGACGUGGCCGUGAAGCUGCUGAAGGAGGACUACGUGGCGGACGAGCGGACGCUGGAAGCGUUCAAGCUCGAGGUGGCCACGUUCAAGAAGACGCGCCACGAAAACGUGGUGCUGUUCAUGGGCGCCUGCAUGAAGCCGCCCCGGCUCGCGAUCGUCACGUCGCUCUGCAAGGGCAACACGCUCUUCACGCACAUCCAUCUGCGCAAGGACAAGUUCAACUUGAACCGCACCACGCUGGUGGCGCAACAGAUCUCGCAGGGCAUGGGCUAUCUGCACGCGCGCGGCAUCGUCCACAAGGACCUGAAGACGAAGAACAUCUUCCUGGAGAACGGCAAGGUGAUCAUCACCGACUUCGGUCUGUUCAGCGCCACCAAGCUGCUGUACUGCGAUCUCGGCCUCGGCAUCCCCGGCGGCUGGCUGUGCUAUCUGGCGCCGGAGCUGAUGCGCAACCUGACGCCGUACCGGCCGAUCGAGGGCGACCUGCCGUUCUCGAAAACGUCCGACAUCUACGCGUUCGGCACCGUCUGGUACGAGCUGCUGUGCGGUGAGUUCCCGUUCAAGUCGCAGCCGGCCGAAUCGAUCAUCUGGCAGGUCGGACGGGGCAUGAAGCAAACGCUGGCCAACCUGCAGGCCUCGAGGGACGUGAAGGACAUACUGAUCCAGUGCUGGAGCCACAAUUCCGAGGACAGGCCCGACUUUGCCAAGCUGCUGACACAGCUCGAGCGGCUGCCGAAGAAGCGGCUCGCCCGCUCGCCCUCCCAUCCGGUGCAGCUGUCCCGGUCGGCGGAAUCGGUAUUCUAGAUCGGACGCAGCCGGUACAAAGGCACGAAGGCCACGCGAUGUGUGCCCAAACACGCGUGCGGCAACAUCUCAGGCCAGUGAACGUCACGCCACGUUCGCUGGUCGCUGCUUCCUUUGAUUUGGUUAGAAUUGUAUCAAAACGGUUACGCAAAGGGACGACCGGAAUGUGUCGCAGAUUAUAAUACAGACAAAACUAAAUAAAUAUAGAGCCACGCAGAGAGCGAAAGACACAGAUCGAGAGAGUGAGAGGAGGAGGCGGAGCAGAUGCAUUACAGUAGGAAAAUCGCAAACGGUUCGAGACUGUCGAAAGAGGCGAAAGAUGAUAGUAGAAUAACAGGUGAGACAACGCAGUUAGAGCAAAUGAAAUGUACUAGAGGACGAGCCAGAGAAAGAGAGAGAGAUAGAGAAAUUGGACGUGAACAGUGACAACAUAAGAACAAAUUAAUCACAUCAUUGGAUCAGAGUUGUAAUCUAAAAUAGCUUCAAAGUUGAAUAAAGUGUGACAAAAAUACUACGAAA
Messenger RNA from Anopheles gambiae (African malaria mosquito), 5016 nucleotides. RefSeq names its product kinase suppressor of Ras 1 (gene ksr). Bases 787 to 4497 code for a protein of 1236 amino acids. Gene Ontology annotation, biological process: protein phosphorylation. The record is from RefSeq and is a predicted model, not a curated record. The transcript is spliced from 2 exons. Gene Ontology annotation, molecular function: protein kinase activity; ATP binding. Lineage: Eukaryota; Metazoa; Arthropoda; Insecta; Diptera; Culicidae.